UACGCAGAAAGGCGUGUUUGAACAUGCAGCACGCAGGUGAUUUAAACGUGCUCAGUCCAGUUGAACUGAGGCUGCGAAUCAGACAGAACGAUCCAAGAGUCACAACUACGACCGGAUUAGCACACGGAUACCAGCAGGCGAACGUCGUCAUCCUGCCGAGUCAUCUAGCCAAUGACUUUGAAGCAUUUUGCCGCAGUAACUCUGCUCCUUUACCGCUCCUUUGCCGCAGCCAAUCAGGAGAGACUUCCUGUGACUCUCUGGCUGCAAAUGCUGACAUCAGGACUGACAUCUCUCAGUACUGCGUGUACGAGGAGGGUCGUCUGGUGAGGACAGUCUCCAGCCUGCAGAGGUGAGUCAACAGACACAGGCAGACUGAACACCUGUGUACAGGAAAGAUGUGAAUUUAUUUUUGUGUUUGCAGGACCGGGUCAGAGGUCGGAUCACUGUCAGGUAUGGUCAGUUUCUAUCUCGGCUGCAGCUUUGGAUUUGAAGGCAAAUUGAAGGAAGUUGGCGUCCCCGUGAGGAAUGUGGAGCAAGGCAGAAACAUCAGCAUGUACAGGACUACAGUUCGCUGUGUCCCUAGCGGAGCGUUCAGCUGCCCUCUGGUGGUCACUAUGCGCCCAGUUCCAGGUGGUUUACUGGAUGCAGCAGCGGAGGUCACUCACCUCAACCCGCUCGCUCAUGGAGCCCCUAUACACAUCGGAGAGCCUGAUCUCCUGGGGAUUCUGGAUCUGUCUAAACCAGACUAUGGAGAGUCAGUGGAGCUUCAGGCUGGUGAUGUCCCUGUUUUCUGGGCUUGUGGAGUGACUGCAAUCGAGGCCAUUCUCAGCAGCAAGCCUUCCUUGGCCUUCAGUCACUCACCGGGCUGUAUGUUCCUCACAGACGUCCCAGACUCCCCUUCUUCCGACUCUCUGCGCACCAAACCCGACCCUGAGCUGACCCCGCUCUGCUUCUGCAUAUCCCACAAUCCUCUCCAUUACAGCCUGGCGUCUAAGGCAGCAACUGAGAAGAUCAGACAGCUGGAGAAGAUAAUUGGUGAAGACCCAGGUCAACGAGGAAUCAGAGCUUUAUUUGUUCAGGAUGAACUUCUUCGCUCCUGCCUGGCGCUCUCCCACUCCUCCUCUGUCGCUAUAAUAACCGGAUUUCCUACACACUUCAUGCACAGUCCCCCCGACGAGACAGAUGGCCCACCUGGAGCCAUUGCCAUGGCAACCAUGCUGCUGUCUCUCGGGAAACAGGUGACGCUUUUGACCGACAGCAGGGCACUGGAGAUGAAUCGAGCCAUCGUGGACGAAGCAGUGCGGACAGGGGUCCUGAAAGCUGCAGUCCCGUUGGUCACAUUUGAAGAUCGCGGCCCUGACUCUGCGCUGCACUUCCUGUGUCAUCACGGAGACCCCAACAAGCCCAGGUUCGACCACCUGGUGGCGAUAGAGCGCAGCGGACGGGCUUCAGAUGGAAAUUAUUACAACAUGAGAGGAAUAAACAUCAAACAUCUGGUGGAUCCCAUUGAUGAUUUGUUUAUUGCUGCAAAGAAAAUACGAGGGAUUACAACAAUAGGAAUCGGCGAUGGUGGUAACGAGCUGGGGAUGGGUAAAGUGAAGGAGAAGGUGAAGAGCCUGAUGCCCAAAGGAGAUCUGGUAGCCUGUGAUGUUCCUGCCGACUUCGCCAUCACCGCCGGAGUGUCCAACUGGGGAGGAUACGCUGUGGCCUGUGGGCUCUACCUGCUGCACACCUGCCCCACCCACCAGCGUUACCUGAAGAAAGGACUCGGACUGGAGUUUGUCGACUCCAACGAGCAGCAGCAGGACUGGAGGACCAACCUGCCGUCUGUGCAGAAGGAGGAGUCCUUCCUGUCCACACUGGUGCGUUUCGGAAUACGAAGUGGGAAAACUGGGAACCUGGCCAUGGAGGUGGAUGGUUUGACCUUUCACCCCACGCACUCUGACAUGAUCGACAGACUGGUGGGGGCGACACUGGACUCUGCGACACAACAACCAGCUCCUCCUGACUGUUACUAAGCUGUCGUCACAAAGCAGCAGAGGAUGAAGAAAGAGCUUUGUGUUCGAGAUGUUAGAAUGCUGCCAUUUUUAUUUUUUCAGAAAAACACAAUCGACUGAAGGAAAAUCACUUUUUUUUUCUGCCUCGGAGAUGAAAAAUUAGGAAAACUGCAACUAUUUUAAUCACUCAAAAUCAAG
This is a messenger RNA of Nematolebias whitei (Rio pearlfish), 2195 nucleotides long. It is a transcript of the gene dglucy, whose product is annotated as D-glutamate cyclase. The record is from RefSeq and is a predicted model, not a curated record. Gene Ontology annotation, biological process: glutamate metabolic process. Gene Ontology annotation, molecular function: D-glutamate cyclase activity. The transcript is spliced from 13 exons. Lineage: Eukaryota; Metazoa; Chordata; Actinopteri; Cyprinodontiformes; Rivulidae.